Messenger RNA from Vicia villosa (hairy vetch), 1584 nucleotides. Its product is annotated as protein PAL OF QUIRKY-like. The record is from RefSeq and is a predicted model, not a curated record. The transcript has 2 exons. Bases 129 to 728 code for a protein of 199 amino acids. Gene Ontology annotation, molecular function: protein binding. NCBI's taxonomy places the organism in Eukaryota, Viridiplantae, Streptophyta, Magnoliopsida, Fabales, Fabaceae.
CCCAGAGUUUUCAAGCCCCAACAUUCCAACGCCGAAAGAACACCUUCUUCCUCUCUUCUCUCUCUUUCUAGAAUAUUCCAAUUUUCUUUUCACUUUUCAUUCAACUCACUGAGUGACAAAAGCGAGUCAUGGAAUCUAAACCCGUAAACAUUAAGCUUCUCUGUAGCUACGGUGGCAAGAUCCUCCCUCGAUCAACCGAUGGUGAACUCCGUUACGUCGGCGGUCACACCAGAGUUCUUGCCGUUAAUCGUUCAAUUUCGUUUUCAGAAUUGAUUGAGAAGCUUCGUGAAUUCUGUGGUUCAUCUGUGAAAUUAAGGUGUCAAUUACCAAAAGGAGACUUGGAAACGUUGAUCUCCAUCACAAACGACGAAGAUUUGGCUCAAAUAAUCGAUGAAUAUGACCGUGCCUCGUUGAAAUUAACUCAUCCGUUGAAGAUCAGAGCUGUUCUUUCUCCGCCGAAAUCGGUGUUGAAAGUUUCUCCCGAUCCGUCGUCUGCGUCGUCAAGUGCUAGUCGUUCUCCGUACAGAUCACCUUAUACUUCAUCUGAAUCGCCACCGUACGCGGCGUCGUAUAGAAUCGGACGUUACAGUCGCUCGCCGAGGGCGCCGGUAGGGUACUCGUUCGGCGCCAGGAAUGGAUCGGCGAAAGCCUAUUGCUACACGGGCCAAAUCGAGAGAGGACCAAGGCCCUUGUAUUGUGGGCCUCGUUUCAAUAAUUACUGCCAUUAAGCCCAAAUUUUAUUAAUAAAUAUAUUAAUUAGAGUAAAUACAUGAAUGAAAAAAUAUUCAACGAAGGAUCUAGAACAAAACUUUAAAUUUUUUUGAGAGAUGUGAAAUACGAGAUUUUUGUUCAUAUAAAUUUUGAGAUGUUGAGGUUCUAUUUUUUAUUUGAGCCUUAAUUUUUUUUUGGUGGUUGUUUUGGACUUUUUUUUUUUUUUUUUCAAAGUUGUGGUUCUGUUAACUGCCGUCUAAUUCGGUAACAGUUUUUGCGACGUGUCACGUGCGUACCGCUUUUGAUGGUAUUGAUUCCAUCUAGCUAAGUCCGUCAUCGUUUCUUGCGUUCAAUUCAUUCAUGACGUGACUUAUUUAUGUUGAAUGAUUAUUAUUAAAUGAGUUGGCUCCCAUUUAAUUUGUUGGUCAGUUUUGAAAUUCAAUAUUCUUUUUUGUUUUGACUAAGUUUAUUCUUUUUUUUUAACUUAAUAUUAUUAUUAUUUUUUUUAAAAUUAAGAUUAUUAUUAUUUUUUCUUUUGUUGAAAAAUAGGGUUAUUCUGUUUGAUUUGUAUUAUUGUUGAACUAAUCCUUAUAUGUGUGAUCUAUGUUUUGUUUGUUUUUGUUUUCUUCCAAUUAGCAGGUCAAUAAUUGGAGGAUUGAAACACGGUGCCGUAAGUUGUGGGAUUUGAGAAGAGGACAAAACGUUUGAGUCUUCUUGAGAUAGGAAGGGGCCAACUUAUCCAACAGAUGCUGGCGUAGUGCAUUAAACAACUUGAAUAUAAAUAUUAAAACAAAAUAAACUUGAAUAUAAAUUUAUAAAAAAAAAAGAGUGGGACUUUAAUAUAUUUUAUAUAUAUAUGAAAGGUACAAAACA